Molecule: messenger RNA, 1104 nt
Organism: Hydra vulgaris (swiftwater hydra)
Lineage: Eukaryota; Metazoa; Cnidaria; Hydrozoa; Anthoathecata; Hydridae
Biological process (GO): DNA replication; DNA repair; telomere maintenance
Cellular component (GO): replication fork
Molecular function (GO): DNA helicase activity
Source: RefSeq, a predicted model, not a curated record
AUGUCACAUACUAUUAUCCGCCUUCAAGUCCACCUUCCUGAUAAUCAGAGGGUAUAUUUUAACGAAGGAGAAGAACGAGUAGCUAUAGAUCGUGCUGCACAGCGUGACACUCACCUAACCGCUUGGUUUAAAUUAAAUGCUGAGAUAAAUGAAGCACGUCAGUAUUCUUAUGUUGAAAUUCCGUAUCACUUUGUUUUUGAUGGUAAAAAUUGCAAGUGGAAAGUAAGACAAAGAGGCAGUGAUAAGGUGAUUGUGCGAAUGUAUAAAGUCAAUCUAACCAGUGAAGUAUUUUUUCUUAGAUUGUUGCUUUUGCAUGUAAAAGGUGCAAUGUCUUUUGAGGAUUUGCGUACUAUUCAUGGCACUGUUUUUAAUACAUUUCGUGAAGCAUGUUAUCGAUUAGGUCUAUUGCAAGAUGACAUUGAAUGGAGAAAUACAUUAACUGAAGCUGUAGCAACUCGAAUGCCUAAACAAAUUAGGCAACUGUUUUCCAUCAUAUUGACUUUAUGUGAACCUGAUGAUCCUUUACACCUUUGGAAUACAUUUAAAGAUUAUAUGAUUGAGGAUUACAUACACCAUUCAAUGCCAGUUGUACUUGCUGAACAGACUGCUCUUCGUCAAAUUGAAUCUAUAAUUAAUCAGAGUGGUAAAACUUUAACUGAUUAUAAUUUGCCUACAUUAGAUCAGUUAUUAGAUAAUGUCCUAGAAAAUGAUGAUGGAGAUAUUCAGGUAUUUAUUGAUGAAGCAAAUCGAGAUAGACCAUUAUUAAACGAUAAUCAGCGUAAUGUAGCUGAUGCAAUCCUUGCUGCACUUAGUGAAGAACCUAAUAAUGAAAAUAAGCAUUCAAGAUUUUUCUUUAUGGAUGGGCCUGCCGGUUGUGGUAAAACAUUUACUUACAAUUAUUUAAUUGCUGAAACACGCAGCAGGCAUAUUAGAACUGCAACAGCUGCAUGGACAGGAAUAGCUGCAACUCUUCUUAAGAAUGGAUGCACAUUGCACGGCUUAUUCAAACUUCCUGUUCCAAUUUUGGAAACUAGCACAUGUAAUGUAACUCCAAACUCCAUUCAUGGUAGAUUCCUGAGACAAGUUAGUUUAUAUUUACUAUAG